Molecule: messenger RNA, 5361 nt
Organism: Malurus melanocephalus (red-backed fairy wren)
Lineage: Eukaryota; Metazoa; Chordata; Aves; Passeriformes; Maluridae
Gene: OCRL
Product: OCRL inositol polyphosphate-5-phosphatase
Exons: 23
Coding region: 317-3001 (894 amino acids)
Biological process (GO): signal transduction; phosphatidylinositol dephosphorylation
Cellular component (GO): membrane; cytoplasm
Molecular function (GO): inositol phosphate phosphatase activity; phosphatidylinositol-4,5-bisphosphate 5-phosphatase activity
Source: RefSeq, a predicted model, not a curated record
CGCCCUCAGCCAGUCAGCGCUGGAGACGGGAGCGGGGGGCGGGGCCUCGGACGAGCGCUGCCCGCGCCUUCUCCCGGGCUGGGGUGACACCGGGAGCGGCGCCGGUCCCUUUCCCGCCGUGCGCUGCAUCGGGAGGGGGCCCGGCAGACCCGCAAGCCCCCCGCUCUCGGCGCGCUCCCSGUUCCUGCCGCGCCAGCGGUGCACGGGCGCGGACACGGGCGGUGGGAUCCUCCCGCCGGCAGGGGGCGCGGCGGCGGGCGCCACUCUGCUCCGCGCCCGUGAGCAGCGCGGAGUCGCUGGGAGACCGAGCGCCGCCAUGGAGGCGCGCGCCGCGGGCUGCGGCCUGCUCAGCGUUACCGGCGCGGAGGUGCGGGCCGGCCGGCGAGAGCCGUGUGUUCUCGGCCUGGAGCGGCGGGCCGGCCGCUACGGGAUCGUUAUUCGCUCCCAGGAGAAAGAAAACUCUGAUCCGGAUUACAUUCCCAUCAACAGCCGCUUUAAAUGUGUGCAAGAGGCAGAAGAAACUCUGCUGAUUGAUAUAGCAACAAACACAGGCUGCAAGGUCCGGAUACAGGGUGACGAGACACCAGAGCGGCUCUUCGAGAUCCCUGACGAGGAGCACUGCUURGGGUUCCUGUCGGAAGUGCAGAGCAUACAGGAAGCCCACCUGAAAGCRUCUCUUCCCGAAUCUAAGGACUCAGCCAUCUGGCAUCAGGUGGAGAAAAGCCUCACAGGUCUAUCGCAGGCCUCCUCUCCAGGAGCUCUGGGGUUUGAGGAUGACUUCAACACUCUGAGCCUAGAGGAGAAAAGAAACAUGCAAAACCACCAAACGGGAUCUCGGCGGGAGCCCCCGCCUCCUCCUGUCCCUCCAAAUAAGCAAUUUCACCAAGAAAGAGAAGGUACAUCCAGAGAGCAGCCCAAGGUGACCAACACAAUGCGCAAGAUGUUUUUUCCCAGCACGCAGUCAGGGCAGAGAGAGGGGCUCAUCAGAUACGUGCUGGCCAAGAGGGAGAAGGCCUACAUCAACCUUCACAACUUCAGGUUCUUUGUGGGAACGUGGAAUGUGAAUGGGCAAUCUCCUGACAGCCUCUUGAAUCCGUGGCUGGUGUGUGACAUGGAGCCUCCAGACUUCUACUGCAUUGGGUUCCAGGAGCUGGACCUCAGCACGGAGGCCUUUUUCUACUUUGAUUCUACGAAGGAGCAGGAGUGGCUGGCUGCUGUGGAGAGGGCCCUGCACCCUAAGGCCAAAUACAAGAAAGUGCAAAUGGUCCGCCUAGUUGGGAUGAUGUUGCUCAUAUUUGCUAAGAAGGAUCAUCUGAGCAAUAUCAGAGAGAUUGUGACAGAGUCUGUGGGCACAGGAGUCAUGGGAAAGAUGGGCAACAAGGGUGGUGUGGCCAUCAGGUUCAUGUUCCACAACACCACCUUCUGUAUCGUCAACUCCCACCUGGCUGCCCACGUGGAGGACUUCGAGCGCCGAAACCAGGACUACAAGGACAUCUGUGCCCGGAUGAGCUUCAUCAUCCCCAAUGAGAGCCUGUCUGAGCUCAACAUCAUGAAGCACGAUGUUGUCAUCUGGCUGGGAGACCUGAACUACAGACUGUGUCUGCCAGAUGCAAGUGAAGUGAAGAAUCUCAUCAGCAAGAACGAGCUUCAGAAGCUACUGACAUAUGACCAGCUGAAUAUUCAGCGCACUCAGAAGAAAGCAUUUGCWGAUUUCAUGGAGGGAGAUAUUAAAUUCAUCCCCACGUAUAAAUAUGACUCUAAAACAGAUCGCUGGGACUCCAGUGGGAAGUGUCGUGUGCCAGCAUGGUGUGAUCGGAUCCUUUGGAGAGGAGGCAACAUCAACCAGCUCCGGUACUGCAGUCACAUGGACCUCAAGACCAGUGACCACAAGCCCGUCAGCGCCCUUUUCCACAUUGGGGUGAAGGUUGUGGAUGAACAGAAGUAUCGGAAGCUAUUUGAAGACAUUGUUCGUCUCAUGGACAGGAUGGAGAAUGACUUUCUUCCCUCGCUGGAGCUGAGCAGGAGAGAGUUCGAGUUUGAGAAUGUGAAGUUCCGUCAGCUGCAGAAACAGAAGUUCCAGAUUACCAAUAAUGGGCAGGUCACCUGUCACUUCUCCUUCAUCCCAAAGCUCAACGACCGCCACUACUGCAAGCCAUGGCUUCGGGCUGAGCCYUGUGAAGGUUACCUGGAGCCAAGUGAGAGCACAGAAAUCUCCCUGGAUGUGUACGUCAGCAAGGACUCAGUCACCCUGCUGAACUCUGGCGAGGAUAAAAUCGAGGAUAUUCUUGUGCUGCACUUGGACCGAGGGAAGGACUAUUUCCUGACCAUCAGUGGGACCUACCUGCCCAGCUGCUUUGGCACCUCACUCGAGGCCUUGUGCCGAAUGAAGCGACCGAUCAGAGAAGUUCCAGUCACCAAACUCAUAGACCUGGAGAAAUCCAUCCUGCAGAUGGGCUCCCUGGACAGUGAGGAGGCAAAUGAAGCGCCAUUGCAGGUGCCAAAAGAGAUCUGGCUCUUGGUGGACCACCUGUUCAAGUAUGCCUGCCACCAGGAGGACCUGUUCCAGACUCCAGGCAUGCAGGAAGAGUUAGAGCAGAUCAUUGACUGCCUGGACACCAGCAUUCCUGAGACAAUCCCGGGCAGUAAUCACUCUGUGGCUGAAGCUCUCCUCAUCUUCCUGGAGGCCCUGCCGGAGCCUGUCAUUUGCUACGAGCUAUACCAGCGMUGCCUGGACGUGUCCCACAGCAGCCGGCUGUGCCAGCAGGUGAUCCUUCAGCUGCCGAGCUGCCACCGCAACGUGUUUCGGUACCUAAUGUCCUUCCUCCGUGAGCUGCUCAGGUACUCGGAGGACAGCAAUGUCACUGCCACCAUGAUUGCCGCCCUAUUCUCCAGUCUCCUCCUGCGCCCUCCACCCAACCUGAUGGCCAGGCAGACCCAGCAGGACCGCCAGCGUGCCACCAACUUCAUCYACAACUUCCUGCUCACUGGGGACGAGGAAUGACUCCUGCUAUGUGCCAAAGGCGGGGCCCUCAGCUCCGAGGGGUAAAGGCUCAAAGCUCUGCAAGUGCCGUGUUUGCAGUCAAAAGGGACAUGCUCCCCCUCCUCACCGUGCCAUACCCCAUGCUGCAGAGGACCUGCACGCUCAUUGCACUGCCAUCCGCCACUGCAGGCUCUCUGCAGAAACCAGGUGGAUCUGUCGAUACCCAAGCACUGUGCCAGCACCUAUUGUCCCAUGGCACUGUCGCCAGUUCUUCAAGUCACGCUUCUCCCCAUGUCACCCCUAUCUCCUACGAGCUGCUGUGAAGGGUAGGGAUGGCCUCUCGGAGGCCGUGGCACACUGCGUCCCUCCAGUGCCAGGUACGARUGCUGGUGCCUACACCACCCCAGAUUGGUGUGGGACAUGUGCCACCCUUUGCCACACAGCCUUGCCAGCCCUGAUGCCAUUGCUAUGCUAUGGACCGUGCUCACACAGGAAGGUUGUUUGGAUGUUUGGCCUCCCCCCUUCAGCAGGGCCUUCCCCCCUCCCCUCCCUCCCAAGGCACAGAGCCCUGGCACACGGGUYUGUCCCUGCACCCCKCAUUCUGCCCUCACUCUCCUCUCCYUUCCCUGCCCCACCUUCCCUCGGGGACACAGGAUGGUGGGUAGUUCAUAGGGACCAGGGUCAGGCAGGGCCACGAACUGCCCUCUGUUCCUCCUGGGCUGUCCUGUGCAUCUUGAGCAGGAUGGGACCCCUGUCCCUCCAGCCCAGUCUACAGCAUUGGGUUAGGACAGGCUGGAUGACCAGCUGCAUUGGAUGGGGUCCCUUCUCUCCUCCCUGGCAUGCUAGCAGAGGGUGCAGGUUUGGGGGACUGAAAGGAGGCAGAAAUGCUACUUGGGGGCCAGAGGAGCAGUUGGAGGGCCGUGCYGGGUGGCUGCAGUGCAAGGGUCAAACAUAGCUGGGGAGGGGACAGCCCUGGGGCUGGUGACAGAGGGUCCCAGAGUGGCCUGCCCCCCUGAAACACUAAGAGGCCUGUGGGGCCAUGUGGCCUCAGCUGAGGGAGGCCAGAGCCAGUGCUUGGGCAUAGCCCAGUGUGUCGUGUGACCCUGCGGUCCCCGUGCACUGCCUGAGCUACCGCGGGCUCCCCUCCCUUCUGCCUUUUGCUUAAAAUUUUUUAAUUAUAUAAUUUAUUGGGAAAGUGUUCCAAAUAAACCUCCAUGGUGCAAGGCCUGGGGGCUGCGCCGGGUACACCUGCCCUCCCUCACGCAGCUCUGCGCCACGACGGAACCCUGCCGGAGCUCCAGGCUUGCUCCGGGGGCAGCUGAGGGCUGGGUUCUCCCACAGCCACUCCAGCAGCACGCUGGGCACAGCUGGRGACAGUGGCAGAGGGUUCUGUGCCACCGGUUCGUGCUGGUUGAGCUGCUGGAUGCGCUGCUGAUGUGCUGACACCAUGCAGCAUGGUGCCAGUGGCCCAUCCAGCAGUGGUGGCACGUGGGCAUGGAGAUGGCACUGCAUCCGUCCAGGGUGGUGAACACUGCCAGCAGCAGGGUGCUGGUGCCUGUGCAUGGCACAUGGCGUUGGCAGCCCUGAGCAGUGAUGCCUGCAGUCCCCAAGGCCCUGCUGGGCCAGCGAGGGGAGCAGUGGUGGAGAAAGCCYGCACGUCCUGCAGCAGGAAACGGCAGCCAGUGUCAUCUCCAUCUGCUUCCUGCUGGCUCCUUGGGAGCUGGGCUGUGCCUGGGCAGCUGCUCCUGCGCUGUCACCGAGGGGACCAGCACAAGGUGCCGGUAUUGUUCCCGCAGCCACCGCAUUCCUGCCACUGCCGGCGGAAAUGCCGAAGUGAGAGCAAAGGCCCGAUGCUCCCCGGGGAUGGGUUAAAGCCUUGGCCUGCCCAUCUUUCUCAGAAGGGCACAGGGAUUCUUACAUGGAGGCUGUUGGGGUGCAGCUCCCGAGGUCUCACACGUGCACCAGCCCACCGUGAACACAGGCACUGAGGGAUGCUGGUGGCAUCCAGGUGGUGGGRCUGGAGGAGCUGGUGGUGCCCCACAGCCAUGCUGGACACCCAUUACCUAUCCUCGGUGGGCAGUGAGCUCUCCCUGUUCUCCCGGGGGGGAGCCAGGGGUCCCCCAGGAGCACAGGGCUCCUGUGGCUGCUCAGCCGCUCUACCAGCGCCCUUGACAUCCCUCUUGCCCUGCUCAGGGAGCUGGGACCCGGCAGGCCCCAACCUUGCCCUGCCAAGACAGAGCCUGCCUGCACACCCAGGGACAGCACUGCCCCAUGCCUGUUUCCUGUGUCCCUGUCCCCAGCACUGCCCUGUGCCCACUGCCUGUGACCCUGUCCCCUGCACUGCCCCGUGCUAUCUGCCUGUGACCCUGUCCCCUGUGCUG